Messenger RNA from Pyrus x bretschneideri (Chinese white pear), 2540 nucleotides. RefSeq names its product probable inactive poly [ADP-ribose] polymerase SRO3. Lineage: Eukaryota; Viridiplantae; Streptophyta; Magnoliopsida; Rosales; Rosaceae. The coding region runs from base 21 to 1451 and encodes 476 amino acids. The transcript has 5 exons. Gene Ontology annotation, molecular function: NAD+ poly-ADP-ribosyltransferase activity. The record is from RefSeq and is a predicted model, not a curated record.
CCGUUAGGGUACCGCAGGGGAUGCUUUCGCCGUCGUCUUCUUCGGCGAGUUCUAAAAACUUCUGCAAUCGGCCCUCCAAUCGGAUGUACUACCCCUCCAAUUUCAAGCGGAGCGCCGCCCCGGCCCGUGUUAUGUUCUUCCAGAACGAUUCAUGGAAUGACUUGCCGACCCCGAUCGUCGAAUUUCUGCGUUCGGGUUUCGUGGAGCGGAAGGCGGUCGUCAGCGUUGAAAUCGAGGGGUCAACGGUUUUGUUUGACUUUGUGCGGAUGUUGCAGAUUGAUUUGGGGGCUGGGACUCAGAGAUCGAUCGCUUGGAUUGACGUGAACGCCAAGCCCUUCUUCCCUAGGGCGUUUGUCAGCGAGGAUUUGGUGGACGGGUCGGAUAGUCCCAAGGUCCAAAUCAACAAACGGAUCAACGUAUCGGGUCGGGUAUUGGGCAAGAGGCAGACGGGGGAACGGCCGAUGGAUGAGGACGAAGUGACGUCGUCAAUAACGCCGCGGAGUUCGGAGUGGCCGAAUGUGAGGUUGGUGGGAGAACCUGAGAGGGUUUAUACUGUUUGCAGCAAUUUGUUUCUCGCCGGGAUGAAGAAGGUUGAUCUCGCGGCUGCUGUGACGGCAAUUCAUCAGUGCGUUCGGGACGGGCCGUUGGAUAAGGCUCGAUUGGAGGUCUUUCAGAAGCAAAUUGAGAUCACCACGGCGGCUCGGGGCUCGGCCAAUGUCAUAUACGCCUGGUGCGGAGUGUCGGGCAACGAUGUGAAAGGCAUUUUGACACAUGGGUUUGGCGCACCCAGCAAGGUUUCUGGGCCGCAGUCGCAUGGCAUUGGUCUUCAUCUUUCGCAUUUAUCGGUGCCUUUUCUAAGUGCUGGGCAGUCGGAGUGGGAUGAUAAUGGCGAAAAAUAUGCUAUUUUGUGCCGGGUUAUACUAGGCAAUGUUGAAAAAAUUGAGGCAGGUUCUAAACAAUGUUACCCUUCUGGUGUGGAAUUCGAUAACGGUGCAGAUGAUCCUAAGAAUCCCAAGUGGUAUGUCAUAUGGUCUACCAACAUGAAUAGACAUGUGCUUCCGGAGUGUGUUGUGAGUUACAAGUCGAAUUACGUGCCAGCUCAAUCGGUGCGAAGAGCAUACCCUGUUGAUAUGUUAAUUUCGAAGAUUAAGAGCCAUCUUCCUCCUUCUAAAGUUCAGGAACUUUCCUCUUUGGUAUGCGAGUUGAAGGGUGGAAAGCUGGCCAGGGAUGAUUUCGUCAAACAGUGCAGAUCAGUUACUGGAGAGCAAUUGAUGGCAUCUGCUCUUAACGACUUGCGUCUCCAGAAGCAAGAAAGAGUGCAUCAAUCAGACUUCGGUUGCUUGACAUGGAUGGCUGAAGGUGUAUUGUCAUGUAAGUCAAGCCAUCUAAAAUGUAUCGUUGCAUGCACUGACCUUCUAAAAUGUCUCGUUCCCGUCACAGGUGUGCAGUGAUGUGGCAACUGGUGUGGCAGGGUUUUGUGGAUCAAUAAAUGCAGAUUACAUUCAUGGAACGCGAGGUGCAACUCCUCCAAAUCUUCAACGUGAACUGUGAGUAUUUAUUUUGAUGAUCGUUAUCCAGCAAUUCUGUUUAUGUUUUGUGUUAAUUGAUAGUAUAUCAGGUGUGCUCUGUGAUUUUAUUAUUUGAUGUGUUGCUCAUAAAGAAAGCAAGCUAUUUUAAAUCAGCAAGGGCCGAGGGGUGGUAGACAAUUUUGUGAGAGUAUAUUUGUUCUGGUGGUUUCCCAUAAAGACUUUUUAUUGUUAGUAUUACAGUUGUGCAGAAACAUGUGCUGUGCCGCAGCUUUCAAGCUGAGCGCACGUUUUAGAGCGGCUUACUGGUCCCAAUCCCAAUCACUUUGUCCAUCUGGGUGAAACAGAUUUCCCAGCUGGUGGUGGAAACCUGAGUUCAGAGUCCUCAGACCCCAAUCCAGUCGACUUUGAAUGUGCGGCCUAAUUCCGAAUGAAACUGUAAUCAUGUAAAUGUUGUCUGAAGGCGGUAAGUGCUAUAACAGGAGCGAAAAAUGUGCAAGUGAGGAUAUCAUUUCCUGAAAGAUAUGGGGAUUUUGUUGAAGUCCUCAGUUAUAAAUUUUUUAUUUUUCUGAGAAGGAACAUGGAAACCAGAGCAAAAGGGCAGCCAAGCCGCAGAGCCCAAUCAGCCCGGACUCGCACCAUAAACAAGCCAGCAUGGAGGAUAAAAAAAUAAAGAAGAAACUGCAGAAGGACCAAGCAAUCUACAGAGAAGGAGCAAUGCUGAUAAAUCGAAGGCCGGCCAAAUAUUUUACGGUCAGGGAGAACAUAAGUCCGACAAUCCACAGGUGAUAAUCGGCUGCUCAUCCCCAGUUUCAUCCCAGUAUGGUUUCUGUUGGUUGUUGAGGCCGUGACAUAUAUCUGGUUCUGGAAAAACAAAGUCGCGUACCUCUUGGCGAGUUAUGGAGUUGAUCAUUUUGAGACACGCGGUGACUUGAGGGCUCGAUUGUUUCUGUAGAUAUCAUUUGGGUUCUGACAAUUCUUAGUAAUCUUAAACUUCUUCGUCCAAAUGGAAUA